Molecule: messenger RNA, 336 nt
Organism: Macrosiphum euphorbiae (potato aphid)
Lineage: Eukaryota; Metazoa; Arthropoda; Insecta; Hemiptera; Aphididae
Source: the annotation of a GenBank genome assembly
AUGAUGAUAAUAAUAUACAAGAUCAAGCUACUGAACCGACCACGCCAAAAUUUUUUCUUUCAACCCAACAAACGUCUGUUAAAAAAAAAAAAACGAAAAAUAACUGAUCGUCAAGAUGAAUUUUUAAAAGUCUGCACCAAGGCUUUAACGACAAAUUAUAUCACCGAGUAUGAUGCUAUUGGUAUUAAUGUUGCAUCUAAACUCAAGAGGAUGAAACAAACGCAAUACAUUUACUCUGAAUCAUUAAUAAAUAAAGUAUUAACUCAGGGUUUAUUAGAGACUUUAACAUCAGAAUCUGAUAUCUGUGAAAAAUCAUCAUUCAGACAAACUCCCUGA